UAUUCAAAAUGGCAAACUAUGAGGCGGAAAACCUUGCAGAACGCAUGAGACUUCAUACCACAAUUUUUGGACAAGCUUUCUCACCAUGUGGUCACUACUUAGCUGCAUGCGAUAACUUUGGUCGCAUAUGCGUAUUCAGCCUUGUCGGUGUUUUAAAACCUGAAAACAAUACGUUGGGUUCGUACAAGCCUUUCGUAUCUUUCCAAGCUCAUCAUGGACCAAUUUACUCCCUCAUAACAGCUGGACAUUACUUGAUCAGUGGUGGUGCAACUGAUAUUUGUGGUUGGAAAUGGAGUGACCUGCUGUUAAAGUUUACAGAAGUCGCAUGGAAGAUACAGCCUAACAACACAUCUUAUGGAUAUCCUGAAACAAAUGCUCUGGCCUACAAUGAAGUGGACAAUAUCCUGUUCGCGGGCUGUGGUGAUAACAACUUAUAUCAAUGGGACAUGGAAACUAGACAACUUCGAGAUAUCUUUCAAGGACAUACUGAUUAUAUACAAUGUCUUGCGCUUCGGGAAACGAAUAAUGAAAUAUUCAGUGCCUCCGAGGAUGGUACAGUAAGGGUCUGGGAUUGUAAAAACAGAAGCAAUAAGGAAAACCACUGCAUAAAACCAAACGAAAACGAGGAUAUUUGUCGUGUUUCAUUUGGUAAAUGGAUCAGUUGCCUGGCAUUGAGUAGUACCCAGGACUGGAUGGCAUGCGGUGGAGGUCCGCGGCUGUCACUUUGGCAUUUGUCGUCAUAUACCUGUACAAGUGUCAUGGAUACACCAGAAUCUACGCAACAUGCGGUCGUGUUUCAUAGAGAUCUUAUAUUGUCCGCUGGCCAGUCGCCUUUCAUUUACAACUGGCAAACGAAUGGAGAUCUAAAGACAAAAGUGCCUGUAUCUGCAAGCACUCUUUAUUCAAUAAAUAUUAACCGUUCGCCUGGACGUGAGAUGAUGGUCGCCGCGGGAAAUUGUGCCAGUAUCGAUGUAUUCACAAACUUUGGUUAUAAAUCGUUAUCGUUAAGUUUUGAAUGACGUCUUUUAGUGUAAAAAGUCAACAACUGUACUAAUAUACUUUAAAUUUUGCUUUGCUAGCAUUGAAUGAAUUCUUACAAUUUUUUCUGACA
Xenia sp. Carnegie-2017 is the source of this 1111-nucleotide messenger RNA. RefSeq names its product THO complex subunit 6 homolog. Gene Ontology annotation, biological process: mRNA export from nucleus. Gene Ontology annotation, cellular component: transcription export complex; THO complex. Gene Ontology annotation, molecular function: protein binding. The record is from RefSeq and is a predicted model, not a curated record. The transcript has 14 exons. NCBI's taxonomy places the organism in Eukaryota, Metazoa, Cnidaria, Anthozoa, Malacalcyonacea, Xeniidae. The coding region runs from base 9 to 1019 and encodes 336 amino acids.